CUUGAAUAUGAAUAGUCCUGGAUGUGGACCUCUCCUGAAAUGAAUAAUCCUAUAAUUUGUAUAAAUCGUAUUGUUUUAAGUAUGAAUAGUUGUGUGGUAUGCUGGGUAUGAUCGUCCCGAUUAUGCAGAGCUGGAUGUGUGGAUAGUGUUAGGUACGGUACUGGGUUUUUAGAGGUAUGAACUUUGUUUGAAGAAACGUAACAAUAAUCUUGGAUGACUGCCUGAAUCGUCUUGGUCUCGAUCAUCCCGACUGCGAACAGCGAGUAUGAAUCAUUCGGUUUGCCAAACUGUGUGGAACCACUGGUUCUUAUCUCAACCGCAUACUUAGAUCUGUGGUAAUCAGUUGUGGGCAACAAUCUAUUUUUGUUCUGUGGUUGUGGUGAGUCACCUUUCUUUGACAAUCAGCUGUAAAAGAAUAAUAAACGCAGUAUAUUAGAAGAGAAGAUUCAUAUUCGAUAAAUGCGUUAAAAGUAUAGGUAUAAACAAAUGGCAGACUUUUCAAAUAUACCCAAUUUUCACAUAAAGUUGGUCUUUGUUGCCCAUUUUAUGCUAAUCUCUUUAGCAUGCAUGGGUAGAUGGGCCCCAGCUUCUUACCUAUUUUAUAAUUUCGUUUUAAUUGUUACGUUACUGUGGAGCAUACACAAGCACGAAGCGGACGAACCUGUACAAAUGUGUGUUUUCAUAAACGGAAUGUCAGUAAUUCUGGACAUACUCGUGCUGGCGAUGUGUUUUCCAGACUCGCACGAAGGACGCGAGAGAUUUUCCGCGGCACUCGCCAUCAUUCAAGUCAUUCUGAGACCCUUUUCCACAUUAUUCUUGGCGAAAUUGCUUCAAGAACGUGUGGAAAUGUCAGGUGGAGGUAUGGGUAAUUUAUUUUCUGGUUCGCGCAGUCGUAACUACGAAGAUAUGGAUAAGAACGCCGGCCCUCCCCCCAUAUCCACGGGAAAUCACGGAGGUUACGAUUUUACUACGGCAGAGCAAAUUUGAGAUUAACUCUACAGUGAUAAAGAUGACCUCAUACUUAAUCUUUUAUGUGAUUAUUUAAACACUAAUUUGUUAAGUUUAAAGUAGAUAUCAAAUUUCUCCUAAUUAGAAAGAUGAGAGCGAGUGUAAUGGGUUUAUUGAAAAAAUAAACUUGAUUAUGGUUUA
This is a messenger RNA of Photinus pyralis (common eastern firefly), 1149 nucleotides long. Its product is annotated as type-1 angiotensin II receptor-associated protein. The transcript is spliced from 5 exons. Gene Ontology annotation, biological process: angiotensin-activated signaling pathway. NCBI's taxonomy places the organism in Eukaryota, Metazoa, Arthropoda, Insecta, Coleoptera, Lampyridae. The coding region runs from base 487 to 987 and encodes 166 amino acids. Gene Ontology annotation, cellular component: plasma membrane. The record is from RefSeq and is a predicted model, not a curated record.